AUGAAUCACGAAUUUAAAAGUGAACUAUGUCAACCAUCAGAUUUAUUUUUGGAUAAAAAUAAUGAUGUAUACAUUGUAAAUACGGGACAUGAUAUAAUUGAAAAAUUAAUUAUUGCAAAUAAAAGAACAGAAACUAUUGUUAACAUUAGUCAAGGAUUAAAUAAACCAUCAAGUUUAUUUAUUGAUAAUAAGUCAGAUGAUAUGUAUAUACUUGACUAUGUGGAUGUAGUCGAACAAUGUUACGUGUGUCUUUGUGGAAGAACAGAAUAUGAACGAUACAAAUAUCGCGUGAAAUACUUAUCACGAAACUCGUCGAUUGUGACAGUAAUUAUUAAAGGAACAGAUUUUCAGUCCUACAAUGACUAUGUAUUUAGAUAA
This is a messenger RNA of Didymodactylos carnosus, 378 nucleotides long. Lineage: Eukaryota; Metazoa; Rotifera; Eurotatoria; Philodinida; Philodinidae. The record is from the annotation of a GenBank genome assembly.